GCAUGCAAUUUUGUGUUGUUUGUGUCUGUGUGUGGAGUCUCUCUUUGUUUUUGUGCUUAGUCUAACUCUUGCUUUCUUUGCAUUAUCACUUGUCGGAGGCAUUGGGGUUCUUUAGUCUUCAGUUAGCCAGCCAACAUGUAAUGGUCGCGUAUGAGUGUUAUUUGGUUUGAUGCACGACAACGACGACGACGACUUGCUUGCUUGCCUAUCAGCAGUGAGUUUGCGAGUGAGUAAGUGGAUGCCUCGGAUGUUUAUUCGUUGUUGUUGAUUUUGUUUUUGUGGAUCAUCGGUGUCGGUCGGUCGGUCGGUCGGUUGGUUGGUCGGUGGUCGUUUGUUCCUCUGUGCAUAGGCUAACUAAUAACAAUGAGUAAGGCCAGACAUUAUUGUGUGCGUAUGUUUGUCUGUGCGUCUGUUUGUUUGGGGGAACUCUCCUGAAUGUGUUCGUGUGCUUGUCUUCCAAUGGAUGGAUGAUUGUUUGGAUGCAUGAAUCUGAUGGCAAUUUUGUGUUUUGUUCUGUUUUGCUGCUGGUGUUAUUACUUUUGCCUGCUGAUGUUAAUGCUGCCGCCUUUAUUGUUGCUGCUGCUGCUGUUGGCGCUGUUGUUUGGAUAGUUUCAUUGCUGGUGGCUGGCUGUUUGGCUUAGCCUAACUUUACUCUUCUGUAUACUCUGCCUGCCUGGUGUAUGGCUGGUGUUCUGUGUGUCUGUAUGUCAUCACUGUGGCUGCUGGCUGUCUUGUUGUUGCUUGGCUGCUGUUCAUGGUAGUGGUGGUGGCGAUGGCGAUGGUGGUCGUCUGUGCUGUGCUGUUUUAUUUGGCUCGAUGGCUCUGACACUGCUUGUGUACUCUUUUUGAAAAUAGUUACAAGAUGUUCAUCGGUGGGUAAAGAACGUCUGGACGGAUGAUGAACAUUGUUCGCAAGUAAAAUAUCUUUAGACAGCCGGAGGAGAAGAAGAAUAACAACAGAAUCAAAGCGAAUCUCAACUGACAUCAUCUCCAUCGCUCGUGGUCGUCGUUGCCAAUCAUCCUUCUUCUUCCUCUCGCUCUCUCGUUCUCGUCACUUUGCUUAACUCUGAUUGUGUGUGAAAGAAUAGCUCUUUUUUCGGAUUUCUUUGUUGGUGUAGUUGCUGUUGUCUUCGUUGUUGUUGUGGUACUAUAUACAAUAAUGUGUCGUCGCUGUUGAGUACGUACUUACUUACGUUUUAAGUCUUUGUGUUGCCGUUCGGUCGGUCGGUUGGUUGGUUGGUGUACUUUUCAUCAUCAUCAUCAUCCGCAACUGCAUUUGUGAAUUCUGUUUUGUGUGAAAAUAAAAAUAAGAAUAAGUAGCAACAACAACUUUAGCAGUUAAAGAGUAUUUAUCUGUAAGAGCUACCGCGAGUAUCGAUACGCGGCGGCAUUAAUAAUCCCAACAGUACCGAAAAGAAAAUAAAAAGUACAACACCGUACCACACGGUGGCGCAUUGUUGGGAUUUGUUUGACAAGACCAGAGACUUUCUUCAUUGAUCCACCACCGUCGUCAUCGGCAACAGCAUCGCGACGGUUGCGACAGUUGUAACAACUGUUUUCAGCCAUUAGCAUCUGCAACGGGCAAGCAACACAGCCCACAAAUAACUUCUUAUACAAAAGUGUUAAAAAAUUUUUUGAAACUGAACAAAUAAAAAAUAAAUAAUUUUUGAAAAAAAAAAUAUUUUUAGACAAAAAAAAAGUUAAAAAAAAAUUUAUUUUGAAAAUUCAAAAAAAUACGAAGUGACUAAAUACAAGAGAGUAACAGAAACAUAAAAGAAUUAAUGAUAAUAUUGAAAGAAAACAUGCAAUGACAAAGUGACAUAAAACAUGAAACAAGCAUUUAACAAGAGAAAGUGAUAUUUUUUCUAUACAUUAAAAAAAAAACAAAAAAACAGAAAACUAUGCUACAAGCAAACAAACUCGUAAAUAUUUACUUUAUACAUUCGUAAAUCCUGCAAAGAAAAAUAUAUAUGUGUGUGAAAUCACACACAUACAUACCAAUACCAAUAAACAUCAUACCUGGCAUCCGCAGAAAUUUAUUUUGGAAUACGACUUUUUUUAAAUAAACAGCAAAGCCAAGAAUCUGACUUCCUUCCUAUUCGAUUAUAUUUUUUUAUCAACAUCAACAAAGUGUACCUUGCAAACAUGGCCAAAAUACCUAUUUAAUUAUAUCAUUUUUUACAAGUCCACUUUAAGCGGAACAACAGAAAAACCACGGGUCCAAUAACCGCACAAAGCGAACACCAAAAAAAAAAACAACAACAACAAAAUCUUUUUGAUUUUUCCUUCAUCCCCCAAAAAUCGCUUUUGUUUAUGUUUUGACACGCAAUGGAAUUGCCUUCCAUGGUUCAGAGAUCUGGCGACACCCUUAUCGUACGCAGUGUAGUCAGUGGCAAUCAAUUGUAUGCGGACCAACAACACAACUCGAUUGGACCAGAAGUUUUAAACAAUAUGAAUACCUCAACAGCAACAACAAACAACAAUAAUAAUAACGGAAGUUCCGCUGCCAAUGGUGGUGUUGGUGGUGGUCUACAAGUGAAUCCCUCCAUUUCCAGUAGCCUGAUAAUGGAACAAAUCGAACGUUUGAAACGUUCGCAAGAGGCGGCCCAACAAAUCAUGCAACAACAACUGCAACAGCAGCAGCAACAACAGCAGGCCCAACAAAAUGCCGCCAUGGAACUGAAGGAAGAAGGUCUGCCGCAAUGCAAAAUCAAGCGUAACUACAGCUGCAGCUAUUGCACCUAUUUCACACAGAAUCCUCGCUACCACUUGACCCACUUGCGGGACGUCCAUGGCGAGAAAAUAGUCAUUAAUAAGUGUAAACUUUGCCUCUAUGCCUCGCGACACUAUCAGAAGCUGGUGCGGCACAUGAAGAUGGUGCACGGCUGUACGGAGGGAGUGACCAGUGGUCAUGGCCAGGCACGUGGAAAACGUGGCAUGAAUCGUGAUCGAAAACGUAAGCUGGAGGAUAGCAUGGCCCAGGCAGGAUCGGCGGGGACCAUCAAGCUAAUGAAUCUCGAGGCAUUUAAUGCGGAACAGCUCAAGGCCGACAUGGAACAGAAACUAAAUCGCGACUUGGAUUUAUUCACACAACAGCAACAACAACUGCAACACGAAGAACAACAAAAAUCACAGCAACAACAGCUGAGCAUAACGGCAGCCAAUGCCUUUUUCGCCGCUGCUGCCUAUGAACAUCAGCUGCGGGCCCAACGUGAUAUGGCCGAAAAAGAUGCCCUCCGCAAAAACGACCAUUCCAAUUAUGAGCGCCGAGAGUCAACAUCACCGCCAGCACCCAAUGAGGUGACAUCUGAUGAAAAUUACAACAAUGCAUCCCAUGCACAACAAAAAUCCUACGACUACAACCCCUCCUCCUCAACCUCUGCCCUUAAUUCCAAUGCCACAGCGGGCAACCAACAGGAAUCGAAAAUUCAAAUGCCCCCACAAAGGCUCAGCUAUGAAUUGACCCCCUCUCCGUCGGGCAGUAAUUCCUCACCGCCGCCGGCGGGACAAAGCACAAGUGGCAGCACCACCCCUCUCAGUGUCAUGUUACCCACAGAUGAGCCCUCCAAUAAUCGCCUGCUGAAAUGCAGUCUCUGUGAUUUCACCACGCUGUAUCGCAACAAUCUGCUGGAGCAUGAAAUCGAAGAUCACUGCGAUGCCAAAUUCUAUCGCUGCGAGAAAUGCUCCUAUGUGACGCACAUCAAGGCCCGCUUUAGCAAACAUGUCAAAUACCACUCAAUGCCCAUGAUCAAGUGUGUAACGUGUGACUUCCGCACCCCCUACAAAUGGAAUUUGGAUCGCCACAUGAAGAAUCAUGGCGGGGCAGGACCAUUCCGAUGUGCGGCCUGUGACUUCACAGCCGACAUCAAGCAGUCGCUUACGGUCCAUGAAAUGAAUCAUCAUGUGCCGCCCGUGGGUCAUGCGGCCGGCAUGACUUUGGCCCGAAGACGCAACAAAGUGGGAGGCACCGAUUUGAGUGAAGAUUUCUUUAGUGAUUCUGCCGAAAUGUUGGAGGACCACUUCAACAACAACAACAUGGAUGACUACGAUGAAAUGCUAAUGACAGCCGGUCCCGUUGAGGGUGUUUACGAAUCGAAACGUUUGCGUUAUGAGGAGGAUGAACCCACAGAUCUAUCACAAAAAGGCGGGUCCUCCGAUACUUCGUCGGUGCACAAUCAAGCAGUGUCCACAAAAGCCAAGAAACCAUUGCCCAAUCUAAUACCCAUCUCCAAGGAGGGGGAAAAUAUUUUGAAUCUCAGUUCGGACAUGGUGGCUGGGGGAAGGUAUUUCAAUGAAAAACAAACGGGUGGGGAUACAGGCGCCACAGCCGCCGCUUCCCAAUUGUCACCCACCACCACCAUAGCCUCCUCGUCAGCUGCCAGCGGCAAGAGUCUGCUGGCCCGUAAAUCCGGUUCAUUUUUUGAUAAAAUCAAAUUCUCCACCACCACCAAUGAGAACCUUAUCUGCCCCUGUGGUCACAUGGCCAAAUGCCUUUCCGAAUCGAUUAUUCAUCGCAAAUCCUGUACCUUCGGCCAUGAUGACAUCGAUCUGGAUGACGAGGAUCAUGAUGAGGAUGGUGAAGAGGGCCGUUUGGAAAUUGAUUUCAAUGAAGAUGAUGAAUGUGACAAACAGUCCCAGUCGGCUCUCAAUCUAAGCGUAACUGGAUCGACACGCUGCCAACAUUGUCGCCAUCGUUGUAAAUCCUCGGCUGAUCUGUUGAAUCAUUUGAAAAUCUGUUCAGAGGCCAAUAGUCGUUGUGGCGAUUCGUUGUCAGGGGAAAGUAGUAUUGGCGGUGGUGGUAGUGGCCGUCUAAUGAUGGGUGAUGUGGAUCACCAGCAACAGUCGCAUCAUCCCAUGGAGAAUCGUGUCUUUGUUUGGAAUAAAAUACCUCGCAAUCAAGGUUCGGAGGGUUCGCAAAGUUUCGAUGGCAGCCGGGGAAUGCAUCCAAAUGCCCACGGGAAUAAUGGUGGAGGUUCGGGCGGUAUGGGCCCCGGAGGUAUCCUGAGUGCCAACAAUGAUGAGAAUAGUUAUUAUGGUGUCGAAACCGCUCCAGGCUAUGGGGAGGUAACUAAAAAGAUGACACCCGAAGAAGAGGCAGCCAAUUCGUCGCUAAAGAAAGUCUACAAAUGUCCGCACUGCUCGUUUUGGGCCUCCACGGCAUCCCGCUUCCAUGUACACAUUGUCGGCCAUCUGAAUAAGAAACCGUUCGAAUGUUCCCUGUGCUCGUAUCGUUCCAAUUGGCGUUGGGACAUUACCAAGCACAUACGCCUAAAGACCAUACGCGAUCCCAGCCAUAAAAAUGCCCGUGUCCUGAUGAACGAUGAGACAGGGCGUAGGAAUUACACCAAAUAUAAUAAAUAUAUUACCCUGAUGAAGGUAACCGAGGAGGAUGGCGAUCCGAAGCUAAUGAAAUCUGGUGAAAUGACACCAAAUCAGGUGGCUUCGCUGGCCUUCAUCAAUGAUUACAAUCAGAAACAGCAGCAGCAACAACAACAGGGUUCUGUUGCCUCAUCCGGCUCCACAUCUUUGAGCAACAUUUUAAAUGGUGUACGGGAAGAUAUUACCCUAGAGCCAAUACCAUCGAAAAAUUCUCUAGGAAUGGUUGGCGAUGACAAUAUGGCCGAUAACUUUAUACGUUUGCCGCUCUUGGCCUCAAUGAUGAAUGCCGCCAUGGCCCAGCAACAACAUCAGAAGGGGCAACAGGCCAACACGGAUCAUGAAAAUGCCACAUUGAUUACACCCUCGGUAACCAUAUCGGCCGUUAAGAAGAAUCCACAAACAUCGUCAUCAUCUUUCAAGCCAAGCGAUGAAAUCAUUUUGGAAGUGCGGCCGGACAGCAGUGAGAAGAACUAUAAGUGUCGUAAAUGUAACUUUAGACACAUGAACCGUGAUGCCGUUUUGGCCCACGUCAAGGUACAUUUCCCCGAUCCCAAUGCCCCCAUUGUAACAGCCACUGCUACAACAUCGCCCAACAAAUCCAGCCAACUGCAGGCCACGGGUCCUCUGCAAAUCACAGCAAAUUCAAAUUUGUACAUGAACAAAGUAUUGGCUGCCAUGUGUCUGACACAGCAGCCCAACAGCUCGGCCAAUGCCCAGGCUCAAUUGUCCAAUCUGGUCGCAGCCGGUCUUCUCGAUCAGUCGGGCAAUUCCGCGCUUAGCGGUCUGGCACUGGCCUUGGCCGGCAAGAGUCCCCUCAAAGCAUCACAGCUAAAUGCCGCUACUGCUGCCGCUAAUAUCAUUGAGCACGGUGAGCAGAAAGCGAUUCUAAAUGACCAGGCAAGUGCCGAGAACACUAUGACGUCGCCAAAUCAAUUAACACUAGUUAAGGCGCUUCAACACAAUUCACAACAACAACAACAGUUACAAGCGACGUCGUCGUUGUCGUCUACAUCAAAUUGUGGUUAUGGGCCGGCGACGGCAAAGAGUCCCUCAUCCUCAUCUUCAUUGCAAAAUCUAUUAACAUCGCCCAGGGGCGGCAGACAGAGUAGUAACACAGCCAGUCUGGAUGGUGGUUUAAAUGACACAACAAUGGUUAUGGGUUCAUCUAAAACAACAACAACCACCGCCACCACAAAUACAACGGCAACAACACUCACAAACAAGCCUGGCACAAUGGCUAUAACUGCGACAGCAAAUCCACCUCCUCCUCCCUCACCACAAGCAAUUCGACACUGUCGUUUGAAACACGCUGGCGCCAUCAACAUCGAAACCCUUGAUCGCGCUGCAACCGGUGAUCGUCACAUGGCUCCAGUGUACAAGCCCUUGGUGAAUGGAGCCUCGAUCAGUGAUCAGCUGCAACAACAACAACACCAAUCAAGCAAUAACAAUCUUAGCACCAAUGGCCAAUACAGCUUGACCUUAAAGGCUUUGCAACAGCAAAACAAUAAUAACAACAGCAACAACAACACCAACACGAACCACAAUAACAACUCUGUACUUAUAGACAAUAAUACCACCAAAAUGGGUAUGACAAAUUUGCCAAAAUCCGAGACGCCACAAUCUCUGUUGAGCUCAUCGUUACCCCUGACCGGCAACUCGGCAGAUUUACAAGCUGCAACUGUGGCUUAUUUGGCAGCCGCUUACAAGGCGGCCCACAGCCAAAAUGGCAUUAACAAUGCCACAUUGGCCAACAUUACCAAUAUGGCUGAGGAGUUGUUGUUACAACAACAACUGCAAAAGAAUGAUCAAAUCGAAAUCACCCGUGUUUCUUCGUCGUCAAAUGGCCAGCAGCAACAUCAUUUGGGGCUAUUGAAUGGUCAAAGCUCCAAUUUGGCCCAAUUGUUGGAAUCCAAUAACAAUAAUGCAAUGAAUGCUCCAACUCCAACAAAUAGUGGCAACAACAACAAAUCGAAACAACAAAAGUGUCCCCUCUGCACCUACAUUUGUGACAGUAAAUCCCAGAUGAACUAUCACAUCUCGCUGCACAAGCCCACCCAGUAUGAGUGUCAUUUGUGUACCUUUGUCUGUGCCAAGAAACAGCAUUUGAGCUCGCAUAUGCGUAGCGUGCAUCAAAUGUUGCCACAACAACAACAGCAGCAGCUUCAGCAACAACAGGCAUUUGCUGCCGCAUCCUCAGCUGCCCUGAAUAUGGAUUUCAGUUUGGCUCUUAAAGUGGCUGCGGCCAAAAAUCAACAGGACUCUCCCUUGGCCAUUGAUUUAUCGGGUAUGAAACACAAUAUUGCCGCCCUGAACUCGCCAGCCCAACGUUCUUCGGUGGGUGGUACAAAUACCGCAGCCAAGGCCACCUCCGCAGCAUCCACUCAACAUUUACCACCCGAAUAUCAAUACCGUUUAAUUUAUUACUGCAACAGAUGUCCGGCUCGUUAUGCCCAGAAACACAAUGAUCCGUUGACGGCGAAAAAUGAUCUAGACGAACAUCUGAGGCAACAUGAACCCUUCCCCAACAAUCCAGAUGAUCCACGUAAAUGUCUAUGUGACUACUGCGAUUAUAGGGCGGCCCAUGAGAAUUUGAUACAGGCCCAUCGUCAUGUCCAUACCAGCCAAUAUCAGGAGAAAUGCAAUGAGCUGUAUAAAAACUGCAAAGAUGACACCGUCUAUCGGGCUCCCAAGCUAAUGCACAUAACCGCUACCCGCAAGCAGCAUCAACAUGAAACCAUAUGGGUGGUGGAUCAGGAUCUAAAUGAGGGACACAUAAUAAAAAUGGGUGGCCAAAAUUCGAGUAUUACAUCCAGUUCGGCCAAUGCUGGCUUUGAGGUUGGGAAUUCUUUGCUUAAGAAACAAUUGGAAUCGAAGCAAAGUUCGCCGCAAAAUGUCAACGAAAUGACACACAAAGAUGACAAAGAAGAGUCAAAUGCGCCAGCCUCCAUGUCACCGGACAUCAGUGAGAUGGAGAAUAGUUUGGAAAAACCCUCUGGCCGGGAAAGCAAUUCCCCAAGCCAUGUUUCGGACAAUGUAGAGAAGUGUCAACACUGUCCAUUUGAAAGCUCCUUGAGGUCAGAGUUCAAAACCCACAUACAACAACAUAUCUGUGUUUCACAACUACCUUUGGCCUACACCUGUGAGCAUUGUGACUACACGGCCGAGGAGCAGGAUCACAUUGAUGAACAUACACGCAUACAUUUCAAUAGCAUGGAAAAAUUAAAAGAUGUUGCCUUCUUUACCAGCUAUGAUAAAUUGGAGUUGAGCAUGGAACAGCCACUCAACGAGGAGGAGGAGGAUAAGGAUGCAGAGAAUGAGGAAAAUAAUCAAAAUGAGAAGGCAAAGGAGACAGGGAAUGAAAAUAAUUUGGAAUUGAAUAUUAAAAAGGAAAUAACGGCAAAUAACAAUAAUGAUGAGGAUCGUGUAAAUGAAAAUCUGAAGCAAGCUUCCAACCCCAAUACCAACACCACAACCAAUAAUGAGGCCUCCACAUCAACGAACCCCGAUGAAAAUAAAUCCCAAAAAUGUGCAAAAAUAAUUCUAUACAAAAAUGAUGGCUGUUUGAGUAUUAAAAAGGAAAACAACAGCAACAACAACGAAACGGAGCACCAAGACCAACAACAACAACAGAAUAGCUCUUCGUCUUCCAAUAGCCAAAACAUAAGUGAACGUCUAAGGAGGCGUAUCAGUCGCCCAAGUGGAAAUGCAAUUUCAAGCAGCAGCGCCAACAAUAACAACAACUCAACAUCUGAUGACCAACAACAACAACAACAGUCCACAACAACUACAAGCCAUAAAACUAUAUUAGUUAAUGCCAAAACUGGUCAAGUUAUCAGCAGGAAUUAAAUUCUUAUAUAACUUUAUAUAUACAUAUACAUAUGUAUAUAUGAAAAAAUAUAUAUAUAUUUAUGUAAAAAAAUUAUAUAUACAGUACAAACAUACAUUAUGCAAAGGAGAAAAUGAUGGGAAAAUUAGUUUUAGUUGGAGUCGUCUUGAAAAUAGAAAUUCCCAAGAAAAAUAACAAAAAAUUAAAAAAAAAAUCGGAAAAUUCCAAUUGAAAUCAAAAUGUAUGAAAUAUUUAUAAAGAAAUGUAAUUAUUUUUUUUUUUCAGAGCCAAAAAAUUUAGAUUCAAUUUUUUAAAUCUAUAGCCAAAACUAUGAAAAAAAAUUAAUAUAAAUAUAAUUUUUUUAUUUCUUUUUUUCGUUGAAAUCACAAUUUUUUUAAUUUUAUUUUAAAAAUUUAAAGCAUUAAUGAGUUUUAUUUAAUAAUGGCAUUUAAGAAUUUCCAUGCAGUUGGAAGACAAAUAGAAAAUAUUUUUAUAAAUUUUUUUAGUGUCCAGCACGUUUUAAAACCAAAAAAUUUCUUCUAAAAAAAAAUAUUUUAAAUCUGAAUAUUUUCUUUCUCAGUGCACAUCCAAUUUAAUUUGAAUUAAUAAUUAUUAUAAUUAUUAUUAUUUUUUUAAUUUUUCUCCUUUUGGGGCAAUUUUUUAUAUUCUCAGUCAAAUCGCUAUAGAGGAUAUAUAUAAUUUCAAUUGGAAUUAAUAUCUUGCAUCGACAUGCUCUUAAAUAUUUAAAAAAAAAAUUGUUCCACUACAAAAAAAAAAUUGUUCUUUAAAAAAAUAAAACUUAUUAAAUUUUCCAUUUUUUUAAUUUGUUAAAAAUUAAUUGAAUUAACUUUAUUCGAAUUAAAUAUUAAUCAUUUUUUGAUUUUUUUUUUUUUUUUUUUUGAUGGCAUAAUUUUUAUUUUUGGUAGAAAAAAUUAUUUUUCAUAGAAAGGCUCUUAAAUAUUUAAAAUGAAACAGAAUUUGGGUGUAAACAAAAACAUGCCACUAACGAAAUUUUGAAAUUACUUUAAAAAAAUCAAUUUUUCAUUUUUUAGAAAUUAAUUAGUUUUAAUUAAAUUUUUUUAUUAAUAUUUUUUUAUUUUUCAGCAAAAAAAUAUUUUUUCCUUAAAAAGGCAUAAAAAAUCAGUUUGUACUGUAUAUGGACCCUAUUUUAUAAAUUAAUACUAAUAUUAAUUAAUUCUAAUUUAAGCAUAUUAUUUUUAAUUUUUUUUUUGUUGUUUUUUAUUUUAUUUCCUAAAAAAACCAACCCCCACCCUGAAGAUAGGUUAUUUUGUUUUAAUUGUUAAAAAAAAUUGUUUGUUACUAACUUUUAAAUAAUUUUAAUUUUUAAUAAUAACUAAUAUUAAGUUUUGUUUUUUCUAAUUUAAAUAAUAAUAUUAUAUAAAACAUUUCCAUAUGAAAAUAAAUAAUCAAAAAUUUAAGAGGGGCAGCAAAAAAAAUCAUAAGAAAUUACUUUAAUUUAAAUUAAAUAACUAAAACAAUACAAAAUUUUAAUUACAAAAAAAAAACAAAAUAAAUACUGUGAUGUUCAAAAUAAAACUAAAAAAUAUAUAUACAAAAAAAAAAAAGAAAUAAAUUGUUGGAAACUUUAUUAAUUCUAAAAAUUAUACGAGAAACAAAAAAUGCAUUUGCUGGACCCCCAAACAUUAUUUUUACAAAAAAAGUAGCAACAAAUAUAAGGAAAAUCAAAUCAGGAUUAUGAAACCAUACAUACAUAGAUAUUAACUUUUAAUAUAUAUUUUCUUAUAAUUAUUAUUGUUAUGUUCCACACCGGGUUUUAUUAUUUCAUUUUUAUUUUGUUAAGUUUAUGGUUAAUCACAUUUUCUCCCCUGCUACCCCACAUUUAUUAUAGUUUUAAAAAUCUAAAAAAAAAAUAAGUUUCAAUUGUUUUUGUUCUUGUCCUUAAACACCUUUAAUUUUUAAGAUAUUUUGUUUCUAUUAUUUAUAGUUAUUUUUUGUUCUAAUUUUAUUGGUAAACACAUAUACACACGCAGAAAAAAAAUGAGUAGCAUUAUAGUCAUUUAUCUUAUACACGUAAAAUGAUGCAAAAUGAAAAUAAUAUUUAAUUAUAAAAACAAACAAAAAAUGUGUAUUUACAUAUUGAAGAAAAAUUAAAUAAAUAAAUUUAGUGUUUUAGUUUAUAUAAAGCAAACAAAAAUACCUAACUAUAUACAAAACAAAAAUGAAGAAACAAACACACACAUGCAUACCUUUAUUAUCUAAUCUUAAAUUUAGCGUAUAGUUUAAUUUAAAAUGCAAAAACAAAAAAAAGAAACAAAAAUGAAAACAAAAUACAAAACAUAAGCAUAUUUUUACACAAUUGCACACAACUUACAAGUUAAAGUUUGGUUCUAUAUUAAAAAUUUUUGGAUUUUUUAAGAAUA
Molecule: messenger RNA, 11607 nt
Organism: Musca domestica (house fly)
Lineage: Eukaryota; Metazoa; Arthropoda; Insecta; Diptera; Muscidae
Exons: 9
Coding region: 2329-9225 (2298 amino acids)
Biological process (GO): regulation of gene expression
Cellular component (GO): nucleus
Source: RefSeq, a predicted model, not a curated record